Molecule: messenger RNA, 926 nt
Organism: Salarias fasciatus (jewelled blenny)
Lineage: Eukaryota; Metazoa; Chordata; Actinopteri; Blenniiformes; Blenniidae
Gene: star
Product: steroidogenic acute regulatory protein
Exons: 7
Coding region: 52-909 (285 amino acids)
Biological process (GO): regulation of steroid biosynthetic process; intracellular cholesterol transport; steroid biosynthetic process
Cellular component (GO): mitochondrion
Molecular function (GO): cholesterol transfer activity; cholesterol binding
Source: RefSeq, a predicted model, not a curated record
CUGAGUUGAACUUUACCGUUAAGCUCCUUAAACUUCUAGAAGAUAAAAAAAAUGCUGCCUGCAACUUUUAAAUUGUGUGCUGGCAUCUCCUAUCGGCAUAUGAGGAACAUGACAGGUUUGAGGAGGAAUGCCAUGGUUGCCAUUCAUCACGAGCUGAGCAGACUAUCUGGUCCGGGGCCCAGCAACUGGAUCAGCCAAGUCCGCCGACGCAGCUCCCUUCUCAGCUCUCGGAUCGAAGAGGAGGUGCACAGCGAGGAGGAGAUGUCCUAUGUGAAGCAGGGCGAGAGCGCGCUGCAGAAAGCCAUCGGCAUCCUCAGCGAGCAGGAAGGCUGGACCCUCGAAACUGUAGCUCCCAAUGGAGACAAAGUCCUGAGUAAGGUGCUGCCGGAUGUUGGGAAAGUCUUCAAGCUGGAAGUGGUGUUGGAGCAGCCGCCUGACAAUCUGUAUCAAGAGCUCGUGGGAAAUAUGGAGCAAAUGGGGGAGUGGAAUCCAAAUGUGAAAGAAGUUAAAAUUCUUCAAAAGAUAGGCAAAGACACGAUGGUCACCCACGAAGUAUCUGCGGAAACGCCAGGGAAUCUGGUGGGACCGAGGGACUUUGUCAGCGUCCGCUGUGCCAAACGCCGAGGCUCCACCUGCUUCCUGGCUGGGAUGUCGACUCAGCACCCGAAAAUGCCCGAGCAGAAGGGCGUUGUCAGAGCGGAGAAUGGGCCCACCUGUAUAGUAAUGAAGCAUUGUGCUGAUGAUCCAAAUAAGACCAAAUUUACCUGGUUACUAAGUAUAGAUCUAAAGGGCUGGAUCCCCAAGACGAUCAUAAACAAAGUGCUCUCUCAGACGCAGGUGGACUUUGCCAACCACCUCAGGCAGAGGAUGUCUGAUAAUGUUUCUAUGGGGAUGCCUCAUGCCUGCUGACACAAGAUGUCUCCUGA